Molecule: messenger RNA, 1032 nt
Organism: Schistocerca americana (American grasshopper)
Lineage: Eukaryota; Metazoa; Arthropoda; Insecta; Orthoptera; Acrididae
Product: cuticle protein 21-like
Exons: 4
Coding region: 26-898 (290 amino acids)
Cellular component (GO): extracellular matrix
Source: RefSeq, a predicted model, not a curated record
CCACCAGUCGUCUCCACACGCCGACAUGGUUCUCCAGGUGUUGCUGUGCGCAUGCGCGUUGCUGGGUGCAGCGAACGCAGGGUACCUGGGUUCCCCUGCAGUCUCCUACUCGGCAGCCCCCGCCCUGCGUGGUGCUCUGCCCUACAACGCAGCACUCGGACUCACAGGUCUGUCUGGGAGUGCUGCUGCUUCGACCGCUGCCGCUGCUGCAGCAGCAGCUAGGGCCAGACUGUCUGCUGCUGGCUCACCUGUAGCUGGACUUGGUGGUUAUGCUCCUGGCUACUCUGGAGCUCUAGCAGGCGCCUACCCUGGUGCCGGUGUUGGUGGUGCCUACUCUCGCCUCGGCCCUGGCUACUCAGGUGCCGCCCCUGGUUACGCUGGUGUAGCUCCAGGCUACUCUGGUCUCGCCCCUAGCUACGCUGGUCUCGGUGCAGCACGCUACGUUGGUGGUCUGGGCCGCCUGGCCGGUGGGCUGCCUGCUGAGCUGGCUGACCCGUACUACGACCCCAACCCGCAGUACAGCUUCAGCUACAGCGUCAGCGACGCCCUGACCGGCGACGCCAAGCAGCAGCAGGAGAGCCGCAGCGGCGACGUGGUGGAGGGCAGCUACAGCCUGGUCGAGCCUGACGGCAGCGUCCGCACAGUGCAGUACACGGCUGCCCCUGGUGCGGGUUUUAAUGCUGUCGUCUCCAAGGAUGGUGUCCCAACUGGGCCUGCCCCUCUGGGGGCUGCUGUCGUUCCUGGCGCUGCCGCUGCUCGAAACAUCCUUCCAGGAGGCAUAGUUCCUGGAGCGGCGCGCUCCCUGCUGUCUCCAGCGUCCGCUGCUGGAGUCUAUGGAGCGCCUCUGAAGACGGCACACUCCGCCAUCGCUACGCCCCACGCCAAUGUCCACUAUUAGUGCCCUUACCAGCUGGACCCCCCCAAAUGUGACCACCGAUAUAUAGUACGAAAACGGCUCGCUUGUAGCAAUACAGAUGUACAUAUUUACAAAUCACUGCAAUAUUUAUACAAAAAUAAAAUUAUCAGACUUGA